Molecule: messenger RNA, 342 nt
Organism: Dibothriocephalus latus
Lineage: Eukaryota; Metazoa; Platyhelminthes; Cestoda; Diphyllobothriidea; Diphyllobothriidae
Source: the annotation of a GenBank genome assembly
AUGUAACUGCUUGAACUACCAACGGAUAUCCAGCUGGUGCUUUCGUUGACAAACUAUCGUCGAGCCGUCACGAUCAGCGAACUCGCCUCCAGAGCCGGACUCUGCCACGUCGAUCUCACGCACUGGCCUUCAAGACAGCAGCAGCAGCAGCAGGAGUCUAUGGAUCCUCGGCCUUCACACUCUACCAUCUGGACCGGUCUUCGGCCUGUUCUUCACAGCCAACUCCUUGAGAAUCUGUUGAAGAUGGAGGAUGUGCACAGAGGCGUGGAAUUGAUAGCAGAUAUGCCUGAGCAAGGUAGGCAACUACCAAAGGAAUUGCCAAAUGUAUUUGUGAAUCAAUAA